Messenger RNA from Colletotrichum truncatum, 900 nucleotides. Its product is annotated as cytochrome P450 3A19. Gene Ontology annotation, molecular function: heme binding; oxidoreductase activity, acting on paired donors, with incorporation or reduction of molecular oxygen; monooxygenase activity. The record is from RefSeq and is a predicted model, not a curated record. Lineage: Eukaryota; Fungi; Ascomycota; Sordariomycetes; Glomerellales; Glomerellaceae.
AUGGACGCGACAAUGGGAUCAUUGCAAUCCACCAAAAUUCACGUCAUCAGCAUUCCGUGGAUUUUGCGUCCAGUCUCUAGCUGGUUGACCUUCAACAAUGUUCUGAGAUAUUUCGGACUGAUGCUUAUAAUUUGCCCAUUACUUCUGGUUGCUUACAAUUACUAUCUACAUCCAAUUGCGCAUGUAAAAGGUCCAUUCAUUGCGGCGAUAUCUCCGAUUUGGCUCAUGCGUUCUGUCUCUGGACAUCGACUAAAUACUGAUAUAGAAAAAAUCCAUGCAAAAUACGGAUCUGUUGUGCGCAUCGGACCUAACGAAAUAUCAUUCGCUACCGAGGAUGCUCUCAAAACAAUACACAAUCCCGGACCCAGUGGUGGUCAUUUCACCAAGCAGGGUACGAUUGAAUCACUACUAGCAAAGCUUAUCUGGGCGGCGCCCAACCUGUUGACGACGACGGACAGAACGGCACACAAGCGACUCCGCACUGCACUACAGCCAGCGUUCACUGCCAAAGCUCUUAUGGAGCAAGAAGAUAUAGUCCAAUAUCAUGUCAAUGGAGCAGUAGAGGCGUUGGGUAAAGCCUUGAAACCAGGCAAUGCUGUCAAUAUCAGCGAUCAUUUUGCAAGAAUGAUUUGGAGUAUUGUUGGGGACUUGUCCUUUGGGGAACCAUUACUACACGACCAGAUGAGUGCAUACGAAAAGUUGAAGUAUACAUAUGGCAAAGGCGCACCACUCUUGGAAUUGUUCCAAUUCUUCACGGAAAUACCUAUAUUCGGGGGCCUUGCUAAGCUUCCCGUCAUGAUUGUACUAUACAUUUUUAGAGUUCCCAAGAACUUUCUGUUGAUGAAUCAACUUAGAGGGCAAGUCAAGUCUAAGGACACUGGGUCCCUACCUAAACUCUAA